Coniophora puteana RWD-64-598 SS2 is the source of this 1531-nucleotide messenger RNA. Its product is annotated as MFS general substrate transporter. Bases 53 to 1522 code for a protein of 489 amino acids. Gene Ontology annotation, molecular function: transmembrane transporter activity. The transcript has 12 exons. Gene Ontology annotation, cellular component: membrane. The record is from RefSeq and is a predicted model, not a curated record. Lineage: Eukaryota; Fungi; Basidiomycota; Agaricomycetes; Boletales; Coniophoraceae. Gene Ontology annotation, biological process: transmembrane transport.
CUUUACUCCGUUUUGACCACGCAUAUACCCACCUACAAGUUUCGAGUCAAGGAUGAGCUCGGCAUUCAAGACGGUGCCGUACUCGCGACUGCCACAUGGCAAUCUAGAAGACGGUGAACAGGACGACAACGCUGAUGAUACCCUGUUGCGCCAUUCCGACGAGCGCGUCAAGCUGGAGAAGCAGCUCUUACGAAAGCUCGAUGCGCGCAUGGCGAUCCUUGUGCUCAUCUACAUUCUCAAUUACAUUGAUAGGAACAACGCUGCUGCCGCACGACUACAUGGCUUUGAAGAGGAUCUCCACCUCGAGGGCCAACAGUUCAACACGAUAUUAAGCAUUCUCUAUGUGGGAUACAUAUUGAUGCAAAUCCCAUCAAACAUGUUCUUGAACCAUAUCGGCAAGCCCUCGAUAUAUCUUCCGGCAUGUAUGACCGUAUGGGGCGUGAUAUCAGUCUUGACGGGAACCACGACCAGCUAUACAGGAGCAUUGACAACACGUUUCCUCAUCGGCUUUGUAGAGGCCGCGUUCUUCCCUGGGGCAUUGUUCCUCUUGUCGAAAUGGUACAAGCGUAGGGAACUCGGACUUCGAACCGCCAUUUUAUCCUGUGGUAACAUGAUCAGCCAAGCUUUUGGGUCUCUGCUGGCUUCCGUGAUCCUCGAGCGGAUGGACGGGGUGCUCGGGUACGCAGGAUGGAGGUGGCUGUUCUACAUCGAGGGAUCCAUGACCGUGGUGGUGGCCAUUGCUGCGAUGUUCAUCCUGCCCGAUUUCCCGACUACUUCGGCAGGAUGGCUCACCGAAGAGGAGCGCGCUCUGGCCCAAUUACGCUUGGAAGAAGACGUUGGCGUCGGAGAUCAGCAAGAAACAGAACCGGAGAAAGACCAGCCUAGCGGCCUAGUUCUUGCGCUCACAGACUGGAAAGUAUGGUGGCUCGCGGUUGCGCUUCUGUUCAUGGUCAUCUCUCUGUCGUUCAAUGCGUUCUUCCCGACCUUGAGCGCAACAAUGGGAUAUAGCUAUACGGUGUCCUUGCUACUUUGCUCUCCGCCUUGGAUGUUCUCGACGGCUCUAGCUCUUUGGCCUUCCAGACGCUCAGAUAGACUAGGUGAACGGUUCUGGCAUAUCACGUUCCCAUUGCUGUUUGGGAUCCUAGGCUUCUUAAUCGCAGGUUUUACGAUGAAUACCGCGGCUCGCUAUCUUUCCUUAUUUUUGAUGGCCCAGUCAUACGCCGGCUUCAUCGUCUUCGUGGCGUGGAUAAGUAACUCCAUCCCCCGACCACCGUCAAAAAGGGCGGUCGCUCUCGCGUUCGUCAACUCCCUCUCAUCACUGGGAAACGUUGUCGGCUCGUAUGCGUGGCUCACGGAAUGGGGUCCAUCUUACCGUAUGUCGUGCUUGAUCUGUAUAGCAGCUAGCUCGGCAGGCAUCGUGAUGUCGUGGAUGUUCAGGCAGCACCUGCACAGGCUGAAUGUAGAAGCCGAACGUAGAGAAGAAGCGGCAGGUCAGCCGAAGGGCUUUAGAUAUCUUAUCUGACGAUCACAG